GAACGAUGGUCGACGGUGUAAGUGUGGGUGCGCGCUGGGCAGCGCUGCAUGCAUCAAUGGAAGCGCUUCUCGACGGCAACGAUACGCUGCCGCCUGCGCUGCGCUGCUUUGUCAAUGAGAUGGACACGCUCGUGACCGACGUGGUCACGACGGCAGAGGCACAACGGCAGCGCGACGACGAGCUGCGCCAGCGCGAGACGCAUAUCGAGACGCAGCUCUCACUGCUCGCACACCUCACGGGCAAGCGCUGCGCGUGCAGCGACGUUCCGGACGAGCCCACUGCGUCGACCACAAUCGUCACCCUCAACGUCGGCGGCACGCUGUUUAUGACCGCGCGCGAGACGCUACUACGCAUUCCUGGCAGCUACUUUGACGCGAUGCUCUCAAGUGACCACUGGCGCCCCAACGCCAAAGACAACGAACCUCGGUAG
Messenger RNA from Saprolegnia diclina VS20, 431 nucleotides. RefSeq lists its product as hypothetical. The record is from RefSeq and is a predicted model, not a curated record. The transcript has 2 exons. Bases 6 to 431 code for a protein of 141 amino acids. Lineage: Eukaryota; Oomycota; Saprolegniomycetes; Saprolegniales; Saprolegniaceae. Gene Ontology annotation, biological process: protein homooligomerization.